CAAGACUAAUGCAAUAAAGACUACUGUGAACACAAUCUCCAGUAAAUCAACAAAAUGGUCUCCAAACGACUUAUAAGCAGUGCUAUCACUGUAAUCUAUCGUCUUUGUGCUCUGGGAUCGAUUUUUUCCAGUUUUGUUGUCGCCUACAUAUACCUCUAUCCAGAACAGUCAGUUGAUGUGAACAAAGUGUUAAAGUUAUUCAGAUAUCUCAAUUUCGCCACAUUGGUCGUAUUAUCCGUGUACUUCUUAGUCGCCACACCACUACAAGCACUCAAACUGUUCACUAUUCAUAAAUAUCUUUAUACAAGUAUCUUUGCAUCCACCUGGACAAGUGCUGCAGUCUACUGGAUAACAUUUUUCACUUACAGAGAUGUGAUUACGGGAAUUGAAGAGUUGAAGAAUCUGCCAUUGUGGUAUAUGCAAAUCUGUUCAUCAUUUGGAGCAUUACUCAUCCUGGCCGAUUUAUUCGUAUGGAGACCACAGUCUUCGCGUUUAUUAAUCUCCCUCAUAUUCGCCUUCAUCCCACUACUAAGCUACAAUAUCUUCAUGGAGGUUUCCAUCACAGUUUACAGUUUUAGUCCUUAUCCACAAUUAGACAAAAUUUCAGCUGGUUACCGAUACCUUGUGUAUUCAAUCCCAUGGUGUUUAAUUGGUAUAUUCACUUUAUUCUGUUAUGGAUUACUUCGUUUGCCGCCGAAAUGUCAAGUCAAGACUAACUGUUCUACACGGACAUUUUCGUCGUCAUCAUUAUCAGCAUCGUCAACGUCAUCGUCGUCAUCAACAACAACAUCAACACCAUCUGAAGCAUCAUUAAGUUCAACACCAUCAUCACGACAUUCCUCAGUAUCAGUAUGUGCAACAAUAGUCUCACAAGGAAAUGCAAAUGAACAUCAACAAAAUGAAGAAUCAGGAGAACCAUAACAUUUAAAUUUGUAAAUUUGAAUAAAGUCAAACAACAGAGGUUUUUUUACAGAUGUUGUUAUUCCUUUAUUCAAAUGCAUCAAGCGAAAUAAAUCCAUGUUAAAAGGUCGUUUAAAACUUUCGUUGCAUACGUUUAUUAUAACAUAAACAUAAAAUAUACAAUUGCCGAGGUUUA
Messenger RNA from Trichobilharzia regenti, 1096 nucleotides. NCBI's taxonomy places the organism in Eukaryota, Metazoa, Platyhelminthes, Trematoda, Strigeidida, Schistosomatidae. The record is from the annotation of a GenBank genome assembly.